AUGGAUGAGUCUCUAUCCCACUGCCAUUUUUGCAAAACACUACAACAUCCUCACGGACACCGUCGUCACCGUUCUUCCGCCCCUUUCUAUAAAUCGCCGACGGAUUCCAUUCUUUCAUCUAAUCUAAAACAGAAUUCCAUGGGGCUUUUCUAUCUAGCAAUCAAGAUUCCACAAGCAAUCACUAUGACAAUCUUCACAAACGUAGCAUCUCAUCUUGUAUCACUCCUACUUGCAGCACUCACUCAUGUCGGCCUCUUCAAAUCGCCGCCUGAUCCCGACGAUUACACCUUCUCCUCCUCUAAUUAUGUUCUCAUCUUAGACGGCUCCUCCCCCUCCCUCCUCCCUGUCCCUGUCCACGUCGUUACCGCCUCCAUCAAGGCUAAAGUCCCAAUCAUACCCUACUCCGAUUUCGCCUACAGUCAUGGCGAAUCAGAGACGGCGGCGUGCUCCGUUUGCCUGGAUUGUAUCGAUGCAACUCAUCUAAUCAGAGAGCUUCUCAAUUGUAAACAUGUCUUCCAUCGAGAGUGUUUGGAUAGAUGGGUAGACGAAGGUCAGGUAACUUGCCCUUUGUGUAGAUCUAUGCUCCUUCCACCGAAGAAAUUCUUUUCCUCCUCCUCCGCUGCGACAGACUGCUAA
Messenger RNA from Lactuca virosa, 636 nucleotides. NCBI's taxonomy places the organism in Eukaryota, Viridiplantae, Streptophyta, Magnoliopsida, Asterales, Asteraceae. The record is from the annotation of a GenBank genome assembly.